This is a messenger RNA of Gambusia affinis (western mosquitofish), 1437 nucleotides long. It is a transcript of the gene sumo3b, whose product is annotated as small ubiquitin like modifier 3b. Gene Ontology annotation, biological process: protein sumoylation. Gene Ontology annotation, cellular component: nucleus. Gene Ontology annotation, molecular function: ubiquitin-like protein ligase binding; protein tag activity. The record is from RefSeq and is a predicted model, not a curated record. Lineage: Eukaryota; Metazoa; Chordata; Actinopteri; Cyprinodontiformes; Poeciliidae. The coding region runs from base 151 to 435 and encodes 94 amino acids. The transcript is spliced from 4 exons.
CCGUUUGGUCGAAUCAGGUUUUAAAGUUCUGUCCGGUGCGCGCUCUUGCUUCAGACGAAAUAGCCGGGCCGUAGGAGGUGAGAACAACCCGCCUCAGCAGCACCGACACCAGGCUCCACGUUUGUUUCAGGCACCGGAGAAAGUAGCAGCAUGUCUGAGGAGAAGCCAAAGGAAGGAGUGAAGACGGAGAACGACCACAUCAACCUGAAGGUAGCAGGUCAGGAUGGAUCAGUGGUCCAGUUCAAGAUCAAGAGGCACACUCCGCUCAGUAAACUCAUGAAGGCGUACUGCGAAAGACAGGGGCUUUCAAUUCGUCAGAUAAGGUUUAGGUUUGAUGGACAGCCGAUCAAUGAAACAGACACACCUGCACAGCUGGAGAUGGAAGAUGAGGACACUAUUGAUGUAUUUCAGCAACAAACAGGAGGAGUCUACUAAGUGGCAUUUGGACUAUUGAUGUAAUGUCAGAUUUUGUUCAUGAUGUAUUGUUUAUUUCUACAAGUUAAGUUUUUUUUUUCCUUUUCUGUGCUUGGCUUAAGGCCAGGCUCAUGUUUUUUGGCAGACAUUCAGGGGCUGGGGGGCAGGGCAAUCCUAAGUCUGAAGUAAUGCAGGGGAGCCCUUUUAAAAGUGUUUUAUUCUCCUAAAUGAACUAUUUGUCUGAAGCUGGGGCUUACCUCAGAUCAGACAUCUUGUAAAUGGAGGGAUUGUGUGACAAGAUGUGCUCGAAACUCUUGAAUCAUAAGCCUUAUUCUGUCUCUCAAUUUAUAAGCAUUUAGACUUAAAACGGGUUCAAAUAUUUUAAUUGACGUACUGGUUAAGAUAUUGUGUGAAAUUCUCCUCUGCUUGAGGCUGAUUCUGAUGUCUGGUAGCAUUUUUACAACCAUGUAACAUAUUUAACAUAAACAGGAGAAAAUCUUGUGCAACAAAGGGUUAAAUAUCCAUAUUAUAUUUAAAGCCAAUCUAAAUAGUGUUGUAUGGUUUGCAGGACCAAAAAUGUGGAUCUCUAAGGUUUGUAGAUGUAUAAGUUACUGUACAUUGUUAGUUCCUUAGUCGUACGUAGGGAAAACUGUUUCCUUCGCUUGUAAAUGGACUUUGUCACAGAGUGGAAAAACAGCUCACCUUUUUGGUCCAUCACAGUCGCAUUGGUAUACAUCCAAAGUCAUGCAAACUGUCUUGACAAUUUUUGAAUAGGUUUGUAAAAAGUUCAUCACAUCUUUUCUUUUUUUUUUUUUCUUUUUUUUUUUUGUUAGCUGCUUUUUGUUUGAUUACUGGGAUUUUUGUUGUUUGUUUUUUGUUUUUCCUUUUUGUUACUUUGAGAAUGUCCUUCGGUGUUCUAAAUUUAACUUUUAAGAGCAAGUAGGGACAUUGGCUUUUCUUCACCAUUUGUACAUUAUUUGUCCCUGUUCUGUGUACAAUAAAUAUAGUUUGAUACCUCUUGAA